CCCGCGGCGGUUCUAUUGUUCAACGCUCCUCAAUGUUCGCUUUCCGGUUCCAAUCACUCGUAUUCGCGGUGGCCGUGGGUCUCGGUGUCAGUGCUCCUCGAAAUGCAGAUCUGUACAUUAUCAAUGGCGAUCCAGCGCCACCCAACUCCUUCCCAUGGCAAGUCAGCCUCCAGAAAGUGGUCUCGAAUUUUUGGACGGAAAAACACGUACACGUCUGCGGUGGGACCCUAAUCAGUCCCUCCCUUGUCGUCACCGCCGCUCACUGCAUACAGGAGAACGCCGAAUACCGAAUUGUGGCUGGCUCAAAUGAUUUGCAGAGUUUCCGACACAAGAUAGGCUAUCCCCGAAACAUCACAGUACAUCCCGAGUACGACUCUACGAUUAUCAGGAACGACAUCGCUGUGAUAAAAUUGCACAGAAAUUUCACACUAUCCCCGUCUCUGAUGCCGAUCCAAAUGGCGGAGAAUGGUAGUCUAUCGAAUUGUGUUACGUCAGGAUGGGGAACGACGUCCGCGAACGAAGAUGAAUACCCUCUGAUACUCCGGAAAGUGAAAUUGGACCUGGUCAAUCAGGAGAAAUGCCGUCGACUCUACAUGGACGUGAGGGACGUUGUCAUUGACGAAAAGCACAUAUGCGCAGGCGGGAACGGCAAAGCAGCCUGCAACGGAGACUCUGGGGGUCCUUUGGUGUGCCUGAACGGGGUUGGAGUACCGGUACUGACGGGAAUUACAAGCUUCGGCGUUGCGAACUGCGGUGAUAGCCACCCGACGGUUUUCACUCGAGUCUCAACUUACCACGAUUGGGUUCUUGACAACUCAGGCACCAUUUUGUCUCCUGACUUGAAGUUUAUGACGAUCCUGCUCUUGUGCUGUCUAUACCUAACUCAUCGAGGCUGCCACCUUUCUCAAUGAUUAGAUGAAGUGUUGGAGGAAUCCAUACGAUGUGCUUUGUGGCGGCUCCGCG
Galendromus occidentalis (western predatory mite) is the source of this 963-nucleotide messenger RNA. RefSeq names its product chymotrypsin B. The transcript is spliced from 7 exons. Lineage: Eukaryota; Metazoa; Arthropoda; Arachnida; Mesostigmata; Phytoseiidae. The record is from RefSeq and is a predicted model, not a curated record. Gene Ontology annotation, biological process: proteolysis. Gene Ontology annotation, molecular function: serine-type endopeptidase activity. Bases 33 to 911 code for a protein of 292 amino acids.